Hippoglossus stenolepis (Pacific halibut) is the source of this 3350-nucleotide messenger RNA. RefSeq names its product 5-hydroxytryptamine receptor 4. Gene Ontology annotation, molecular function: G protein-coupled serotonin receptor activity. Lineage: Eukaryota; Metazoa; Chordata; Actinopteri; Pleuronectiformes; Pleuronectidae. Bases 196 to 1503 code for a protein of 435 amino acids. Gene Ontology annotation, cellular component: plasma membrane. The record is from RefSeq and is a predicted model, not a curated record. The transcript has 7 exons. Gene Ontology annotation, biological process: adenylate cyclase-activating adrenergic receptor signaling pathway; chemical synaptic transmission; regulation of appetite.
CACUCAUCAGCAGCUCGUGCAGAUCGGAUCUGUUUUCUAUAAUUUUUUUGUAAAUCUCAUUCCAUGUCUUCACUUCAUCGGGAGCAUGAGAAACACGGAGACUCACCGGAGGAAGGAGGCGAGGAGCCCGGUACAGGGCCAGAGCAUGGGGUGAUGAGGACUCUCCUCUGCUGACUUCAAUGCAGAUGACCAGUGAUGGCCACAGCAUCACCUCAACAUUUGUUGGAUGACAUAAUAAACACGGGACAACAACAACAGGAACAGCAGCAGGAAUUCCAGAGCUCAUUGGAGACGAUCGUUCUCACCAUCUUUCUCUCCAUCGUUAUUAUCAUGACGGUGUUUGGCAACCUGCUGGUCAUGGUGGCGCUCUGCAAGGACAGACAUCUACGGAAAAAGAAGACCAACUACUUCAUCGUGUCGCUGGCGUUCGCCGACUUGCUUGUGGCGCUGGUUGUGAUGCCCUUUGCUGCCAUUGAGUUGACCACCGGCCAGUGGCGGUACGGAGAGAUUUUCUGCCUCGUCCGAACAUCCCUGGACGUCUUGUUAACUACAGCAUCCAUCCUGCACCUGUGCUGCAUUGCACUCGACAGGUAUUAUGCUAUCUGCUGCCAGCCACUGGUCUAUAGACACAAGAUGACGCCGGUGAGAGUGGCAGUAAUGCUCGGCAGCUGCUGGCUCAUCCCCACGUUUAUCUCCUUCUUACCCAUCAUGCAGAGCUGGAACGCCAUCGGCAUCGAGGACAUUAUUGAGGAGAGGCAAGCCAUGACGGGAGGCUCCAACGACACCAGCUGUGUGUUUCUGGUCAACCAGCCUUACGCCCUGAUCUGCUCUGCUGUGGCUUUCUACGUCCCGUUGGCCCUCAUGGUCCUGGCCUACCAGCGAAUCUACGUCACUGCCAUGAGCCACGCACGACAGAUCGAGACGCUGCAGCGCGCCGGCUCGGCCCCCAUCAGUGGGACGGCUCCGGUCAUCUCUGUGAGGUCCUCCACUUCCUCGGAUCCCUCAGAGCACUACCGUCUUCGGACAACAUUGAUGUCCUCCUCUUUGGAGCAGGCUCCCAUAGCGAACAGCCGCAUGCGCGUUGAGACCAAGGCGGCAAAGACGCUGGCAAUCAUAAUGGGCUGUUUCUGCUUAUGCUGGGCGCCGUUCUUCAUCACCAACGUGGUGGACCCCUUCAUUCAUUACUCAGUGCCCUGGCAGCUGUGGACAGCCUGGCUGUGGCUCGGGUACAUCAACUCAGGAUUGAACCCGUUCCUGUACGCCUUCCUGAACCGAGCGUUUCGGAGGGCGUUUCUGGUGAUCCUCUGCUGCGGGGACCAGCGGUAUGCACGGCAGGGAAGCUACUCCUAUAGACAAACCCGUAGACCGUGCUCUCCCACGUCGGUCAACGGCACAUCUAUGGCACUGAGAUUGUCGUUCCUGCCGAACCGGAGCUACAGUGACAACGGGCGGAAGAUACUGGCGAACGAACAGGAGUCCCAGGACUCUCUCGGGGGGCAAUGAGGACGAAUGUACGAUGAAGGAGCUGUGAUAUAAUCAGCUGAUGAGGACCUCUGCCGUGAUGCUGGAUUGUCACUCCGAGAUCAGACAUCAUGUAUGUUGAUGUCGUCCGGGGAAAUUCAAGGGUCAGUGGCACGACUGUUGAAAAUCGGACUCUCGAGAGGAGACGAGUGAAGCACACUGGUGCAGGAGUUCAUGGACUGAAACACACAUCUGUUCUCAAUCCAACAUCCGGAUCAUAGGAUGUAAAGCUCAAGUCAGGGGUCCAGGAACUACAGCAAAUUACUCUGACGAACAAGAUGGGAGAAUCUACCGCAGUUCAACCCAGAGAGCAACUGUCGCCGGUUCACACCAAUUACAGCAAGUGUUUUUACGGCAUUUAUACAUUUUUACCAGCAACACUCAUCUUUACCGGGACUCUUCAACACUCCAACUUCUGGAUGCAUCAUAAAAAAUUAACAUUUCUAUUUGUAUCCAACAGAAAACGCGGAAAGUCGCUUUAUUUCUAAAUACGACAUCGUUAAAACUUUAACUGUGAUGAAACACUUUCCAUGGCACAAAAUAAUGUUGCACUUACUGUGAGUUGAAAGUUUUAAAGUGUGUUGUGUCUCUGGUCACGUCCUCCUGUGAUGCAGCUCGACACCGCUGCAGCACCGCGGACAUUUUGAAAACCAGUCUGAACGUCAUCUUCAUCCCGCAAGAAGCAACGAUGACGUGUGAAGAUUUACUCUGUUUAGUAAAAAGUUUGUUACAAAGCACUGAACGUACAGUCGAGCAGAAUGUGAAAGAAAAAGUCUGAUUAAAAGCUGGUGAAAUGAGCAGCGUCUUCAAAUGCAGAUGUUGUACGAAGUGCAUGAAAAAAAUCUCAAAUUAUAUAAUGAAGACGGGUUCGCACGUCAUAAAUUACAUGUUUUAGACACAGCAGCAGUUGAGACUCCAGUAGGAAGCUGUAUGUGAGAGCUCGGUACCUGCAGGUCGAAUGGUUCCUGCUCUUGUUGGUCCGACACGUGGAAACUGAAACUGCAAAUGGAAACAACCACGACAAGGUUGUACAGAAGAGUUUACAGUUUGAUUUUACCACAGCAUCUGACCUAAAGCCCCUGAAAACUGUAUUUUAAUUCAUAUUUUACAUUUAUCAUAAGCAUUGAAAUAAAGCUAUUUAUUUAACUUAUUUAUUUAGAGUUUUUAACAUUCAAAUACCUUUUCUGGUUUGAUCAGGUUUGAUUGACAGGCCCAGCAAGAGGUGCAUUAACCUAUGAACUGAAAAGUCACAAUUUCAAAAUAAUAUCUUGGCAGAUAACAUGAUAUUAAUGUGAAGAUUUAGUCAUUUGUGUUGUUAAUACCAAAAAAUAAAUACAUUUGGAAAUUGGUAAAAAAGAAAAUUUUAUGUAGCAUUUGAAUUUUUUCUUAUUUCUUGUGAAUCUGAGUAAAUAAGUUAAGAUAAUGAGGCCAACGAUGUUCUAUAUUCUUCUUAUUUAUUACACUUCCAAUGAAAAGAUCAAAACCAAAAAUACAUUUGUGCAUCGUGAAGCUUUCUGAUGUAACUACACUAUAUAGACGUUUUCCUUUUUUCCAAAACUCAAACAGGAGGAAGCUGAGUCAAUGUUCGGGACCAUUUUCAGCUGCACUAGUGACUUUACAGCAUCAAAUCAAAUACAAUGAAUUCAUAUUCAUCAUUAUGAACUAACUGAUGUGCUUGAUAGGACAAUAAUGUAGAUUUAUGGCUUUAAACACUGACUCUUCUCAGUCAUUGGGGUUUUUGACAAUAAAAACAUUUUUUGGCACCACCUGAUUUUUCUUGCAAUUCUCACCUGCGUUCACUGUACAGAGGAAAUAUUUUAUUUUCUCAC